Molecule: messenger RNA, 2442 nt
Organism: Exophiala mesophila
Lineage: Eukaryota; Fungi; Ascomycota; Eurotiomycetes; Chaetothyriales; Herpotrichiellaceae
Exons: 7
Coding region: 1-2442 (813 amino acids)
Source: RefSeq, a predicted model, not a curated record
AUGGCAUCGGUACGAGUACGUAUUGCGAUCGCGACCAACGCUUUGGGGAAGGCCGUGUCUGGACAUACCAUCGAGACGAAACUUGAAGCAGUAAAGCGACAUGGAUUUGAUGGUGUCGAGCUGGCAUUUGAAGAUCUUGAGAGCCAUGCAGCUCUGGGCGAAUAUGACGGUCUAUCUGGUCGAGAAGAUCGACUUCGUGCAGCUGCGGCAGAUAUCAAGUCCAAGGCGACCGCACUGUCACUGGAAAUCAUCGCAGUCAACCCAUUUGUAUCCUACGACGGCCUAGUAGAACUGGCAGAUAUCGAGGAGCGCCUACAGGAGGCUGAGCUUUGGUUGCAACUCUUACAGAUUCUGGAAGCUCCAAUCCUUCAAAUUUGUUCUUGCAUCUAUCCUCUAGAGAAGACCAUUACGCCAGACAUUCACAAGAUUGCCGCAAAUAUGCGGAGACUUGGUGAACUGGCUCUCAAGUACGACAAGAUUGUAGCGUAUGAGGCCAUCGCCUGGGGAAUUCACAUCGAUACCUGGCAGCAAAUACAAGACAUUGUGGCACUGGUCGACCUCCCCAACGUUCGUCAUUGUCUUGACACUUUCCACAUUGCUGCCAAAGAAGCAGGAGAUCCUUUCAAUAAAUCAUCACCCAUCCGACCUGGUGGACUGGAGAAUCUCCAAGCCAGCCUAGAUGAGAUGAAAAAGACCAUUCGACCAAGUGACAUUGGAUACUUCCAAUUGAGCGAUGCUACCGUUGCAGAUCCAGAGCAAAAGAACUAUCCCAGGCGCGAUUUCAACCAGCCUUCCUACAUGACACAAUCUAGAAACUGUCGAAUCUUCCCCUGCGAACCGUCUCGUUAUGGUGGAAGUCUACCUGCCUUGGAGGUUGCAAAGACAGUCUUUGAGCUAGGCUACCGAGGUUGGGUCUCACUGGAAGCGUUCCAUACAGACAUGUGGAAAACGGAUGCUAGCGCUCUAGAAGUUAUGGAGACAAUCACAGUUGACGUUCUUGUGUGCGGUGGCGGGAUGUCAGGGCUGGCAUGCGCCGCCUUUGCCGCGGAGUCGGGAGCAAAGGUGUUGGUGGUAGAGAAACAGGCAAGUAUUGGAGGUUCCUCUCUGUACUCUGCUGGCAUGUUCUGGGGUCCUCGAGACUAUGAGGCACUGAGGCAAUGGGUCCCUGAUGGUGACCGCGAAUUGCAACGAGCCUGGAUGGACGAUUACUUGCCUGCGGUCGAGUGGAUGAGGCAGAUGGGCGUGCCAACAUCCCAGCGAUUUAGUCCGAUCAUGACGAUAGGCGUCGGCUACCCGAUCAAAAUCCCACAUCUCCAUGACUUGCAUUUGAGACGGAUCAAGAAUAGUGCGACAGGGUCAGAGGUUUGGACCAGGACACAGGUAAUAAAGCUUCUUCAAGACAACGAAAUUCCUGGAUCCAGAGUCUCGGGCGCAAUAAUUCAACGGUGGUCGUCGAAUGGUCAAGAUCCGCAAUAUCUCAAGGUCAGAGCCAAACGAGUUGUUCUCGCGACCGGAGGAUUUCAAGGAUCGUCUGACCUCACAUCGAAACAUCUCGGCCCAGGGGCUGACAAUAUCUUUGUGAGAUCAAAUCAAGGAUCUGUGGGUGACGGUCUUAAUCUUGCAUCGUCCGCGGGAGCGGGUAACAGCCGUGGCAUGGGGACUUACUAUGGCCAUCUGCUCGCUGCUCCAUUAAGAAGGGAAGCUGUCACUCCUUAUGAUUUUUUGCCCCUUGCACAAUACCAGAGCCGGCAUUGUCUCCUCAUUAAUGAAAGUGGGAGAAGAUUCACUGAUGAAACUCUGGGCGACGAGGUUGUCAAUCAGUAUUUGGCUAAGCAGGACAAUCGUCGUGGGUUCCUGCUCUUUGAUGACAAGACGAGGCGCAAGCAUUGCGUUUCUGCUCUCUUUCCCAAUGCCGGAGACGUUGAUCGUCUUGCAAAGGCUAGAUCCCAUGGUUGUAAUGUUGCGAGUGCCCCAACCUUGGAUGGCUUGGUCAAGAUUCUCGAAGGAUGGGGAGUAAAUGGUCAGCAGGCCCGCCACACCAUUGAGCAGUACCACCGCGCAGUGACCUCGAAUGAUGCCAAGAUCAGUCUGGACGUUCCUGUGGGGCGAGCUGGCCCGCCUCCAGACUCUUUACUUGACGGUGAAGCCGAUUUCUUUGCGAUGGAAGUUCAGCCCUCAAUCACAUUCUCCUAUGGAGGCAUUGCAAUCGAUCGAAACGGACAUGCAAUCACGGCAGACAAAGCACCCAUUCCUGGGCUUCUGGUAGCAGGAGUGGAUGCAGGUGGGUUCAGCAACCUGGGAUAUGCUGGAGGCCUGGCCCUGGCGUUUGUGACAGGAUUUUGGACUGCGCGGACGAUAGCCCGCGAACUUGGAUUGGUCGAGCCAAAACUACCAUCCAUUGCACCAGAGGAUCGUGACCUAACUGCGCGGGCAUCUCUCUAA